AUGUUAAGAGAGCUUUAUUUACAAAACAAUUGUUUAUCUUGGAAACUGCCUCCUCAUUGGAAGAAUUUUUCAUCGUUAUCUGUAUUGGACAUUUCAAACAAUAGCAUUUCCGACACGAUUCUGCACAGCUUUUGGAAUUUCUGCUCAAAUAUCGAGGAAUUAUAUCUUACCAAGAAUGGACUACGCGGACAGAUCCCUGAAAACAUAGGUGAACUAUUGCCCAAGUUGAGAGUUUUGGACUUCUCUUCAAAUUCUCUUACAGGUGGAAUUCCCUCUUCUGUUGGAAUGUUAAGAGAGCUUUAUUUACAAAACAAUUGUUUAUCUUGGGAAUUGCCUCCUUAUUGGAAGAAUUUUUCAUUGUUAUCUAUAUUGGACAUUUCAAACAAUAGCAUUUCCGACACAAUUCCGCAUGGCUUUUGGAAUUCCUGCUCAAAUAUUGGGUAUUUAAAUUUUGCCGAUAAUGAACUACGCGGACAGAUCCCUAAAAACAUAGGUGAAUUAUUGCCCAAGUUGUCAGUUUUGGACUUCUCUUCAAAUUCUCUUACUGGUGGAAUUCCCUCUUCUACCGGAAUGUUAAGAGAGCUUUAUUUACAAAACAAUUGUUUAUCUUGGAAACUGCCUCCUCAUUGGAAGAAUUUUUCAUCGUUAUCUGUAUUGGACAUUUCAAAUAAUAGCAUUUCCGACACAAUUCCACACGGCUUUUGGAAUUCCUGCUCAAAUAUUGAGGAAUUAUAUCUUACCAAGAAUGGACUACGCGGACAGAUCCCUAAAAACAUAGGUGAACUAUUACCCAAGUUGUCAGUUUUGGACUUCUCUUCAAAUUCUCUUACUGGUGGAAUUCCCUCUUCUACCGGAAUGCUAAUAGAGCUUUAUUUACAAAACAAUUAUUUAUCUUGGGAACUGCCUCCUCAUUGGAAGAAUUUUUCAUCAUUAUCUGUAUUGGACAUUUCAAAAAAUAGCAUUUUCAACACAAUUCCGCACGGCUUUUGGAAUUCCUGCUCAAAUAUUGAGGAAUUAUAUCUUACAAAGAAUGGACUACGCGGACAGGUACCACACUUACCAAUUCGAUCACCCUUUGGCAGAUUAUAUUGA
Molecule: messenger RNA, 1092 nt
Organism: Carya illinoinensis
Lineage: Eukaryota; Viridiplantae; Streptophyta; Magnoliopsida; Fagales; Juglandaceae
Product: receptor kinase-like protein Xa21
Exons: 4
Coding region: 1-1092 (363 amino acids)
Biological process (GO): hormone-mediated signaling pathway
Cellular component (GO): plasma membrane
Molecular function (GO): protein binding
Source: RefSeq, a predicted model, not a curated record